AUGCUGCCAGAUUUUCUCGCAAGUAGCUAUCAGCAAUACAAGAAUGACACUAACGCCAUAGCUUCCUGGUUGGCAACCACCGCCAAGGAUUGCGGAUAUUCCGGGCUUGCUGAGAUGGCACCGGAAGGCGGUGCUGGCUCUGGACGACCGAAAGGUAAAGCAAGAAAAAAGAAAAAGAAGCCAACCUCGGGACCAGCGGGUUCCUCUCCCUACACCAUAUCCAUCAAGGAUUUCACCGACUUGGCUGAGUAUAUCGUCGGUACUGAGCACCCAGCUGCUCGGACAGUCCCUCCCAACAUCAUCGAUGUGCUUAGUCGUACCAUCUGUAUCCGCAAGAGCUUCGCUGACCAGCUGUCUCCAAAUCUUUCGUCGAACUUCAGAGACACUGAAUCUGAAAAACGUCACUCCCAUUUCGUCGAUGUCCUCCAACGCGUUAAAAGUAUUCUGAGUCCUCACAUGUCCUCAUCAGAAGAGAGCACGUCUGCUUCUACCGAUAAGUUUACAAACGCGUUCUCUGGCUUACAUAUCGAGGAGCCAUCCGAAUCUUUCCUUCAGGCUCCUGACAUGCCACCAUCGCCGAAAACAGAACCCGAAUACAGUGCCGAGACACCACAGGAUACUGGUGAAGCUUACAUGGCGUUGUACUUACUUCUUCAGGACUACAGCAAGCUUCGCACCAUCAUAUCAAAAGCAUGGGCUGGUUAUAAGACUGGGAGAUACGACUUGGUUGCGGCAUCCAUCACUACAAAUACCGCACUUGACUUCGCCCAAAGACUUGAAGCAGAAGUAAAGGACCAAUUCGAGAAGCACGGAGGUAUUGAUCGAAUGCUCCAGGUCUUCUAUCUUGUUCAAUGCGAGCAACACGGACAGGACUCACAGUUCCGCGAGCGCCGAAAGGAUGACAUGAACUUCAAGAUGUACGACGCGGCUGAUACCAUUCUCUUUUCGACUUACCUAUUUUUGAAUGCCUUCCUUGACGUCAUCGGAUCAGGAUAUAUUCCUGUCUACAAGCCUGGUCAUUAUGGCAUAUACCAUCCGUCGAGCGACCGAAAUGAGAAGAGCUCUCGGCAGAAAUUUCAAGAAGAUAAGAUCAUCUUGAUGGAACUUCUUCCAGAAUUUGCACUUGUUUGUAUGAAUACCAACACCAUACCGGCUCAGGACGAGCUCACCAGAGGAUUGCGUGUUCUGUUCAAAACCCGAAAGAUGUCGUUUGCGGUCGUGUUCGCGGCACAGAUUUUCCUUGACAUACACUACAUGCUCAGAGACGACGUAGUGAGGGGUUUUAAAGACUUGCAGCAAACUGCACAACUGAUUCAAGGCUCGCUCAAUCAGAACUUCAAGUUUCAUGCUUCUCUUAGGAUCGAAAACUGGCCACCUUCAAACGACCAAGGUCUCCACGACAUACUUGCCCGAAUUAACGACUGGGUAACGACCGAUCCAUUCACGAAAGAGUCGCAAAGACUGCGCCGACCUAAUACUGAGCCUUUUAAGCUGAUGAAGAACCACCCCUUGUUCUGUGGUUUGUACUCCUUCAGCCUCAAAUCUCUUUUUCAAGAGGCCGGUGUGGUUUUCGCCAGUUCAUGGGGUUCCAUCAUAUACAGUGCACAUAUCUACAAUGCCGUGUGGCAGGAGAAGCUUAUCAAGAAGCAGUGGAAAGACAUGGAACUCGUGUACAUGCUACAAGGGCAAGACGAGAUGUUUGGCGGGACCCCAAAGAACACGGACGCGUACCUGAAGCGGUUCUGUCUAAGCAUGGGCUACUCAGCCACUGCCUUUGCACAAAACAGGCGCCCUACCAACCUGCAGCCAUCAAAGAAAGGUUCGCGCGGCCUGACGGAGCAAGCGUCCGUCGCGCAAAUGUUCAGAGAGCGUUACUGUCACGGCUCCGGUCGCACUGACUUCACACAGGAAGAACUCGCAAAGAUCAUCGCCAACACCAAAUGGGACAUGGACUACGAUGUCUCCGAUGACGGCGAAGUGCUCGGCCACGGUAGCGACCAGAUAUUCGGCCUCACACGCGACGCAAAACCCAAGUCCGCGGCAGAGAAGCGCGCUCUACAGAAGGCACUGCAAAAGCUCACUCCAACAGAGCUGCUAGAGGCGCUGUGCAAUACUCUGCAAGGCGAGAGGAUUGAGCUGGCAUUCGAUUACUUCCGGAUGCACCGGAUGUGCUGGAUGCUGCUACGGUGUAUCAAGGAUGCGUGUGCGGAGAAACUGCGCCGUUUGUAUGGCCCGGAGUAUAUUGAGAAUGAGACGCAGCUCCCGUUUGUAAUGGGAUACAUCUUCAUGGCGGCGGCGCGGGAUAAGAACAUUUGGGAGAAAUUUCUGAAGAGCGCGGAACCUGCUGUUGUUACGAGUGAGUUGCUGGAGCUGGCUGCA
Aplosporella prunicola CBS 121167 is the source of this 2379-nucleotide messenger RNA. RefSeq lists its product as uncharacterized. The transcript has a single exon. The record is from RefSeq and is a predicted model, not a curated record. The annotation marks the transcript as partial. NCBI's taxonomy places the organism in Eukaryota, Fungi, Ascomycota, Dothideomycetes, Botryosphaeriales, Aplosporellaceae.